This is a messenger RNA of Brettanomyces bruxellensis, 993 nucleotides long. RefSeq lists its product as uncharacterized. NCBI's taxonomy places the organism in Eukaryota, Fungi, Ascomycota, Pichiomycetes, Pichiales, Pichiaceae. The transcript has a single exon. Bases 1 to 993 code for a protein of 330 amino acids. Gene Ontology annotation, cellular component: cytosol. Gene Ontology annotation, molecular function: tRNA binding; sulfurtransferase activity. Gene Ontology annotation, biological process: tRNA wobble position uridine thiolation. The record is from RefSeq and is a predicted model, not a curated record.
AUGAAGGGGGAUCUAUAUAAGGUUAAAUUUGGAAAGUCCGAGGACGAGAUUAAGAAUAAGACAGUGAACUUACUUUUUCCGUUUCUAUUCACACAGUCAUCGUUGGUUCUAGCCGAUGCCUUGAUAUACUGGCUUAAGGAGCAGGUUUCCAUGAGUUCGAAGGCUCACGUGGGCUUUUAUCUUACUAUCUUUUUUUUAGGCCUUGAUAAACCACUCGAAAAUGUUAAGCAAUGUAUGAGUAGCUUGGAGAGCAGGUACGGGGGAGCUGAAAUGCUUGAAGAGCUACAUAUUUCACUUACUCUUGCGGAUGGUGACACCUUUAUAUCUUCAAACGGUUCUCAGGAGUAUCUUGUAUCUACAGCUAAUGAGGCAUUUUGCAUCAAUGAAAAUGUGCCAAAAUUAAAAACUCUGCAUGAAUUUUUCUCGAACAUCGGUAAUCCCUCGUCUAAAGAGUACUUCAUGGAUAUAGUAAAGGAUCUUAUAAUUGGGGAUUAUUGCUUAAAAAAGCAUUUCAGUCACGUUGUACUUCCUUAUUCCAUGUCAGAACUCGCAAUUUCUACACUUUCAUAUACAGUUGGGGGAAGUGGUGAAAGAAUUGGGGCCGUUAUUGGUAGUAAAACUACAGAAGAGAAUUCAAAUACUUUUGAUUUUUUGUAUCCUCUUCGGGACGUUUUACAGUAUGAAAUAGAGAAGUAUACAGAUCUUUGUGGUACCUCAGGUUUCGUAAAUGAAAAUAAGGGGAAUGCCCUCAAAUCUGUUAGAAGCAAGUCCAUGAAUGAGUUGAUCGGUGGUUACUUCGGAUCAAUUCAAGGAGAAUAUCCAGAAGCAGUUUCCACUGUUGUUAAGAUAGCGUCUAAGCUCUCGGCACCUCCAAAUAAAAAAGAUUUAAGAAAUGCCAAAUAUGUCAUAAUGUUGUGCUGGACGAUCCAGAAAGAUGGAUUAAUGGACUUACAGUUCUUGAAGGCGUCCCACCAAGUAAUGAAGAAGAAAUAG